Labrus bergylta (ballan wrasse) is the source of this 453-nucleotide messenger RNA. The record is from RefSeq and is a predicted model, not a curated record. Lineage: Eukaryota; Metazoa; Chordata; Actinopteri; Labriformes; Labridae.
AUGGACAGUCCCUCAGUGUCAAGCCUGAUUCUGAAAGCUGUAGCUGCAUCCUCAGAUCGUGGAGGUCUCUCCCUGGCAGCCCUGGAGAAAGCUUUGAAGGCUGGAGGAUAUGACGUGGUGAAGAACAACGUCAGAAUCCUUGUCGCCAUCAAAUGCUUGUUGACCAAAAAGUCUCUGGUCCAAACCAAAGGCAGAGGUGCUUCUGGCUCCUUCAAGUUGAACAACAAGCCUCCCAAACCCCGCAAGAAGAAGGUGGUGAAAAAGAAGCCAACAGCCAAAAAGGUCAAGAAGGCUGGUGUGAAGAAAGCAGCUGGAAGUGCCACUCCUGCAGCCAAGAAGUCACCUAAGAAAAAGAGGAAGUCAAAGAGUCCUAAGAAGAGUCCCAAAAAGAGUCUUAAGAAGGCCAAAUGGGCCACCAGGACCAGAGCUGCUGCUGCUGCUGCCAAGAAGUGA